Messenger RNA from Balaenoptera musculus (blue whale), 2243 nucleotides. It is a transcript of the gene LSM6, whose product is annotated as LSM6 homolog, U6 small nuclear RNA and mRNA degradation associated. The record is from RefSeq and is a predicted model, not a curated record. NCBI's taxonomy places the organism in Eukaryota, Metazoa, Chordata, Mammalia, Artiodactyla, Balaenopteridae. Gene Ontology annotation, biological process: maturation of SSU-rRNA; mRNA splicing, via spliceosome. Gene Ontology annotation, cellular component: P-body; U6 snRNP; nucleolus. Gene Ontology annotation, molecular function: RNA binding.
UUUCAGUUUCGGUUUCGCCUGGUUGGUCGGCUGAGGCCGGGCUUGUGGGGUUCCCGGAGUCGGGGUGCCGAUCCCGGCCGCGAGGUGAGGAACCUGGGGCCUGAGAGGUGAAAUGAUGAGUUAUCCAAGGCACACAGCUAAUUAAGUAGCAGAGCUGGGAUUAGAACUCAGGGUUCCCACAUCCCAAAUUUCUGAUCAGGAUUGUUAAAAUGAGUCUGCGGAAGCAAACACCCAGUGACUUCCUGAAGCUCAUCGGACGACCAGUUGUGGUAAAAUUAAAUUCUGGAGUGGAUUACCGAGGGGUCCUGGCUUGCCUGGAUGGCUAUAUGAAUAUAGCCUUGGAGCAGACAGAGGAGUAUGUAAAUGGACAGCUGAAGAAUAAGUACGGGGAUGCAUUUAUCCGAGGAAACAAUGUGUUAUACAUAAGUACACAGAAGAGGAGGAUGUGAAGACACCGAGAGUACCAUACUUUUCACACUUGGAUAUGUUUUUUAUUAAGUUUUUUGGUUCUUCUGUCAUAUAAUUUGUCCUAUUUUGUCAUAGUUGGUGAUUUUUCACUGACAUGUGAGUGAGAUAAAUGUAUAAAAUUGUGGAUUUAAUUGUAAAGAGUUCUUUCAUAUUUAAGUUUCAGUCAUUUUCUUUUACCUCUAUGUCAGUGAGCAGAAAGCAAAAAUAAUUUUCAAAAAAGAGAAGAUCUUUUUCUCCCUACAUGAUUUGUAACUGAAGUCUCAAACAACACCAUUGGAUUUGCCUGCUUUGCUUGUGGGACUGACUGGAAUGAUGGACGUGAGGACAAUUAAAACAUUUGUAGAGACGGCUUCCUCUAUCCUGCUCUGCUCGCCGUACAAAAUGCUUGAGGGACAAUGUUCCACGAGGCGUCCAGUUUCAGUCUCAGGCUGAAAAGGGCCCCUGAGACCAGAUGCUCAGCCUCUGUUUCCAUUCUCUCGAUAGGAAAUAGAAUUGGGCAUCUAACCGUGGCACUUGCACAAAAGGAGUGGGAAUCCGAAUUGAGCUGGGGGAGCGAUCCUAAAGGUUCCAACCUGCUAGGUGUAGGUGUAAACGUUCCUUUUAAGCCAAGUCUGUGCACGCUCAUCUUGCAUCUCCCCCGGGCGGUUCACGCGGUGGGUUUUCUUGCUCCCUUUCUGGAGCCCGGGCACCCACGCCGUCCUGAACACGGUGGAAAGCGAGGCCUGGAGUUAGUAAACUCAUUCAGGUUCCAGUUGCUCCGCUGUGGCUGGAAGAAUUUCUCUGCGCUCUGGCUUAGGGAGGGGCUCCCGGGAAGCCUUUCUCUCCAGUCCCAGCUGGGUUUGAUGUGACCUCAUUCAGGAGCAGAGCACAAGCAUCCACGUUGCUUGGCACGAGGCAGCCUCUCUGCAUCAUGUGGCUCCUGCCGAGAGGGUUUCCCACUCUAUUCGUGACGUUUCCACAGCCCUGCUGUAUUCCCUGAACAGUUCACGCUUUCUCUCGGAACAACAAAUAUCUGGGCACUGCGGUUGAACGAACACCAGACAAUUGUGUGGCCUUCCUCCUCCGCCCCUCCCCCCUCUAGGCAGCGGUCCUGUUCCAGGAGCGCCGUGUUGAGUUUCAACAGUUUCCUGGUUGAAGGAUGUGCGGGCAGGAUGGGGAAGGAGGGGAGGGGAGGGGCGGUGCUGGGUCUGGAGAGGCAUGUGUGGUAUUUUGUCUGGUUUUAGCUUAAAGAUCACAGAGUAAUUGGAAACAAUUCUUUUUUAAUUAAUAACUUAGGAAAGGUGAACAGAAACAUUUCACAAGGUAUUAGAGUGUGCACACCAAAAAUAAAACUAUGCUUCAAUAAUUUAUCACUCCUUGACAGGGGCUUGAAAAGGGUCUGGUCUGUAAGUACAAAUCAACAAUUUGCUCUUUUAUAAAUGACUUCUUCUAAGGGGAAAUGGAUGUCCCUCCAAGUGGAGCAUACAUGUUCUGAUUUGUUUUGUAGAAUGUGGGGCUGCCAGGUUACUGCAGCCCUUCAUUUACUCACAUCAGCUGCUUCUAAAAGCAAUUCCAUUGUUACCUCCCACCAAUCUGUAGCAUCCUGUUUUUACUAACUUUUUCCCUGACCUCCCUUUCGGUAUGUGUCUUUAUUUUCCCCUUGCCGUCUCUCUAUUCUAAUACCUGUACGGUGGAGUAGUGUUUUCAACCAUGGAACUACUUUUAAUCAUGAUCGACUUUGGGAAAUGCUACCAUUUUUAUGGUAAUAAAGGACUGUAUUAUUCACUUUUACCGAU